GUAUGCUGGAGCACAAUGAAAGGGAUCUGAGUGAGAAGGCACAGAAAAGGGAAUGAGACUUUGAGCUACAGUCUGAGGCUGACCUGAGCAUUCGUAUUAACAGUCUAAAUAACAGUUUGAUUAAAAUUUAUAAGGCAUUGUAUCCAAGAAUGGCAACUUGUUGGGGAUUUACACUUUUUCUCUGCAUGCUGCUGAUUGCGUGUGGAGGCUUGAGCCUGGCUAGUGAAGAAGCAGAAACCCGAAAUUCACAAACAGACACUGGGACGGCCUCAAGCUCUAACACAACUGGAGAAGGUGGUCAUGGAGUGGGGCCCAUCACUACACUGCCUAUUGUGACCUGGAAGUGGCAUCACAUCAGCACACAGUACCUGGUGGCCCUGUGGAUCCUGGUUGCCUGGCUCUGCAAACUCAUCAUUGAGUCCAACCACCAUGUCACCAGCGUCAUACCCGAGAGCGCCCUGCUCAUCUGUUUUGGUUUUGUUUUGGGUGGCAUGAUUUGGGGUGCAGACAAGGUGCAAACCUUCACACUGACCCCGAAAGUCUUCUUCUACUUCCUGUUGCCUCAAGUCAUUCUGGAUGCAGGCUACCACAUGCCAAACAAGCUCUUUUUCACCAACCUGGGUGCCAUCUUGGUCUAUGCUGUCACUGGGACCUGCUGGAAUGCUGCCAGUUUGGGGCUGUCGCUGUGGGGGUGUCACAUGGGAGGACUCAUGGGUGACCUGGACAUCAGUCUGCUGCAGUAUCUUCUUUUUGGCAGUCUGAUGGCUGCUGUGGACCCCGUGGCCGUCAUCGCUGUGUUUGAGCAGGUCCACGUUAACGACGUCCUCUUUAUCAUAGUGUUCGGAGAGUCGCUGCUCAACGAUGGUGUAACAGUGGUGCUCUUCAAUGUUUUUGAUGGAUUUGUGUCACUGGGAGGAUCCCAAAUUGUUGCUGCAGAAAUUGUUAAAGGAAUAGUUUCCUUCUUUGUGGUUGCAUUUGGUGGUUCCCUUGUGGGCAUAGCAUUCGGCAUACUAAUUUCACUUCUGACCAGAUUCACAAAAAACAUCCAGAUCAUCGAGCCAGGCUUCAUCUUUGUCAUGGGAUACCUUUCCUACCUGACUGCUGAGAUGCUUUCUCUGUCUGCUAUCCUUUCGACUGUCUUCUGCGGUGUGUUAUGUCAGAAGUACGUCAGAGCAAACAUGCAUGAGCAUUCAGUCCAAACUGUCAAAUAUGCCAUGAAGGUUUUCGCCAAUGGAUCAGAAACCAUCAUCUUUGUUUUCCUCGGUAUCUCGGCCAUCGAUAAGAUUAUCUGGGUUUGGAACACGGGCUUCAUCCUCCUCACAGUCUUCUUCGUCUUUGUGUAUAGAUUCAUUGGUGUGUUUUUCCUCACCUGGAUCCUCAACAGGUACAGGCUGGUCCCGCUGGAAUUCAUAGAUCAGGUGAUUAUGAGCUACGGUGGCCUACGAGGAGCUGUUGCGUAUGGCCUGGCUGGGAUGCUGGAUGAAAACAAGAUAAAAGAGAAAAACCUGAUGGUCUGCACUACACUUAUUGUGGUGUACUGCACUGUCAUCUGGCAGGGAAUAACGAUGAAACCUCUGGUCACGUGGCUGAAAGUAAAGAGAGCUGAAGUGAAUGAGCUCACACUCCUAGAAAAAAUGACAAACAAGAUGUUUAAUCACACUCUGGUUGCCAUAGAAGACAUAUCAGGACAAAUAGGACACAACUACUUGAGGAGCAAGUGGAAGUCUUUUGAGGAGAAGUGGAUAUCGUGGAUUUUGAUGAAGCCAUCUGCAAGGAAGAAACAAGAUGAAGUUUUUAAUGUCUUCCAUCAGCUGAACCUCAAGGAUGCCAUGGAAUACGUGGCUGAAGGCGAGCGUAGAGGCUCACUGGAAUUUAUCCGUAAAGAAAGUGUCGCUAUUGAUUUCAGGAAAAAGUUUGAAAGUGAAUACUCAGAGGACAUGCCUGACAUGAGGGCGAACAUGUCAAAUGGUCACCAUGCAACGUCCACUAUGAGAGAGCGUAUUCCAUCAGUGAGCGUGGAAAUGCACGAGCACACCAUGAAGGCUAUGACGGAAGCUGAGGCAGUUAACGCUCACCACCUUCUGGAUCAGCAUCUCUACAAGAGCAGGAAACAGCAUCGUCACGGGUUCAGUCGCAGCAAAUUCAUAAUUAACAAAGAUGAGAAAGAAGUCCAGGAGAUCUUCCAGAGAACCAUGAAGAACCGAAUGGAGUCUGCAAAGAUGGGCGGUUCACCAAAGACAAUCGUCAAGCACACAAAGAAGGAACACCAGCGGAAGAUGCCAAAAGGAAAGUCAAUAAGCCAGACUAAACUCUGCUAUUCUGGUGAUGAAGAUUUUGGGUUCUCAGAGGGAGAUAGCGCCUCAGGCUAUGACUUGCCAUACCCUUCUUUCCCCAUGAGAGAUUCCAAACCAGGAGGAGGAAUUGAGAACUCAGCCUUUGUGCCAGAUUUGUACUCCACGGAUUCGUUGCAGACCCCUCCAUGGCUGGCAGAGGGUGAGCUUGACAGCAGCAUGGUGGCUCCAUCACUGCGAGCCCAGGCAAGCCCGCCCACAUCACCGAUCGAAAUGCGCCACCUGGGGCUUCUUCGUAUCAGCACUCGCUCUACUGACACAAAGCAGAUGAACAAUGAUCAAUUGCCACUGCCACCAACACCUCCUCCUCCUCCACCUCCCAGUGGCCACAUGUAACUGGAUCCCAAUCCCAGCACCCUGUUCUGUCUCACUUGAACCUGGGACAAAGACAUAAAACAAACCUCAGACUUCUACUCUCAUAUUGACCAGGAAAUGUUUUCUUUUCCGUGACUGUGUUUAGCUACUGUGUUUCUACACAGAACAUAUACAGUUUCAUAACCUCUGUGCUCUUCAAACAACCCCUGCUGUUUUUAGGUUCAGCCUUCACUUGACAAAGAAAAACUGCACUGAAACAAAUCCUUUAUGUUCAACAUAAAAGAUAUGUUGAACACCCUCAUAUAAUCUGUGGUUUGUAGUAAAUCUGCUAUUGAAAACCAUUAUUUAAGGAUUUUUAAAAAUAUUUUAAUAUGAUGCCAAAACUUUUCAAAUGAUGUGGAUUUUCUGUAUAUAUCAAUAAUAACAACAGGGUUUAAAUAGAGUGAUUUAAAAUAGUUUGUGAAUCUAUAAUCCAUAGAUUCGUAUUGCACAAUACAACGAAAACUUUCACCACCAGGGGGCACUAUUUUCCCUGUCAAUGUGAGAUAUACUAUUACUA
Messenger RNA from Oreochromis aureus, 3225 nucleotides. RefSeq names its product sodium/hydrogen exchanger 3-like. The record is from RefSeq and is a predicted model, not a curated record. Gene Ontology annotation, cellular component: apical plasma membrane; brush border membrane. Lineage: Eukaryota; Metazoa; Chordata; Actinopteri; Cichliformes; Cichlidae. Gene Ontology annotation, biological process: sodium ion transport; regulation of pH; proton transmembrane transport. Bases 150 to 2687 code for a protein of 845 amino acids. Gene Ontology annotation, molecular function: sodium:proton antiporter activity. The transcript is spliced from 16 exons.